Macrosiphum euphorbiae (potato aphid) is the source of this 681-nucleotide messenger RNA. The record is from the annotation of a GenBank genome assembly. NCBI's taxonomy places the organism in Eukaryota, Metazoa, Arthropoda, Insecta, Hemiptera, Aphididae.
AUGAAAUAUAAAAACCAAGAAAAAAAUAUUAAAAGUGGUUCUGCUGCUACAAAAAUAAAGAAAAAAUACCACUUUGCUAAUUUGUUAUCGUUUUUGACACCAAAUUUAAAUAGAAGAAGUACCUCAGGAAAUUUUAUAAACGACACACAAAACGUAUCAGAUGCUCAGGUUUCGGAUAGAGAUGAAGUGGCUGAAGAUCAUGAGAAUACAUUAUCAGACCAAGAACACCCAUCACAGCUACUGGAUAUGUCCUUAAGCGCACAGAACACCCCACCGAGUACUUCAAAAAAAAAUAAAAAAAAUCCAAAAAUGACUAUUUUUCAGAGCAAACUAUUGGAUCACUUGGAAAAACAAGAAUUAACUGACACGGAUGAACUUUUUUUGAAAUCUUUACUUCCUCAAGUAAAACAAUUAAGUGAUGGUAAAAAAUUAGAAUUUAAAAUGUACGUACUUAAAUUUUUUCAAAAUGAAUCUUAUCCACAAAAUAAUAAUUAUUCCUAUCAAACUCCAGUAUUUAAUCCUCAGAAUAAUGCUCCAUAUUUUUAUUCCGGGUAUCCUGCACCAAUUCCAAAUCAAUGUCCUCAACUACCUUCUUCUGAAAACAUAUCUGCACCUUAUCAACCAAAGCAACAACAUUUUCCUCCGCAUAAUCCCCAAGAUGGCAACCAUCAUCAAAUGUAA